AUGUACUUCCUGGACAACCCCUCUCUGCUGGACCUCAGUGUGACCUGUGGCACUGUGCCCCAGAUGCUGGCCAAGCUCUGGGGACCACACAAGACAAUUGCUGCCUGGGCUUGCAUCACACAGGGCUAUAUUCUUAACUGGACUGCCUCUGCUGAAUGCAUCCUAUUGGCCAUGAUGUCCAUUGAUCACUAUGUGGCCAUCUGCUGGCCCCUCCAGUACACUGUCAUCAUUUGUCCCUGGGCAUGUGUGCAUAUGGCAGCUCCCUCCUGUUCCAGCAGGCUCCUGAAUUCCCUGCUCCAAACCACUCUCACCCUCCAGCUCCCCCUCUGUAGACAGCAUACUCUGGACCACUUCUGUGAACUGCCUGUGCUCAUCAAGCCAGCCUUUGGGGAAACCACUGCUAAUGAGCUGGCCCUGGUUAUUGGACCCAUUCCUUUUGCAAGGAUGGCUCCCAUGCUGGUGGUCACCUCUGACACCUUCAUUGCCAGGGCUCUACUGAAACUACCUUCAGCUGAAAGCAGGCACAAGGCACUCAGCACCUGUAGUUCCCGCUUGCUUGUGGUCACCAUGUACUUUGCUUCUGCCAUGUAUGUGCAACUCCAGCCUCCAGAAAAAUCACACUCAGGCAAAGUUCAUGUCCUUCUACUGUUAUUACCCCAGUCCUCAACACACUCAUCUAUACCCUGA
Molecule: messenger RNA, 687 nt
Organism: Heterocephalus glaber (naked mole-rat)
Lineage: Eukaryota; Metazoa; Chordata; Mammalia; Rodentia; Bathyergidae
Product: olfactory receptor 2G3-like
Biological process (GO): G protein-coupled receptor signaling pathway
Cellular component (GO): membrane
Molecular function (GO): olfactory receptor activity
Source: RefSeq, a predicted model, not a curated record